AUGCCAGCCAUCUACGACUCCCUGGUCACCUCCCAAGGUCUCACGGCCCACAAAGCCUGGCGCAUCGCCUACAUCGUCCCUUUUAUAAUCAUCACAGCCGUCGCUCUGGGUAUGCUAUUCCUGUGCGAAGAUACCCCAACCGGCAAAUGGUCAGAACGCCACCUCUGGGCUAAGGAAAUGGGCUCAAACAUCCACGUCACAAAUGGGGAGCCCCUUGACCUAAGCUCCGGAAGUCCCUCAGCCAAUCCCUCUGGUCCCCCCUCAAUCUAUAACAGCAAAAUAACCGCCGACGUGGAAAAGAAAGGCGGCGCAGAAUCCCCGUCGCAAAUAUCCGACAAAGAAGCUCCAGCAAGGGGACAAAUGUCCACUCUCAGUAGUGACAUCAUUAUCGCGCCCUCGCGCAGAGAAGCUCUGAGCGUCGCGUUCAGUCCCUCGACGAUGGCCGUCGCCGUCCCGUACGCAUGCUCAUUCGGCGCCGAGUUAGCUCUAGACGGAUUCCUGGGUACGUACUACGCUGCGAAUUUCCCGAAAAUGGGACAGACGGAGUCGGGCCGGUGGGCGGCUAUGUUUGGGCUGUUGAAUAUCGUCUUUCGUCCCGCGGGCGGUUAUAUGGCGGAUAUGGUAUUCCGAGCUACGGGAAGCAUUUGGUCGAAGAAGCUUCUGUUGACGUUUUUGGGUGUCAUUAUGGGGGCUUUCUUGUUGGCUAUUGGGUUGACGGACCCGACUCAUGAGGCUACUAUGUUUGGUCUUGUUGCUGGUAUGGCUUUCUUUUUGGAGGCGGCUAAUGGGGCGAACUUUGGUCUUGUUCCUCAUGUGCAUCCUUAUGCUAACGGUAAGUUUAUUCUCUUCCUUCGCCUCCUCUCUUUUUUGAUGGGUUGGUACUAA
Penicillium verhagenii is the source of this 885-nucleotide messenger RNA. RefSeq lists its product as uncharacterized. Lineage: Eukaryota; Fungi; Ascomycota; Eurotiomycetes; Eurotiales; Aspergillaceae. Bases 1 to 885 code for a protein of 294 amino acids. Gene Ontology annotation, molecular function: nitrate transmembrane transporter activity. The transcript has a single exon. The record is from RefSeq and is a predicted model, not a curated record.